AUGACCUCAAACCCUACGGCCAAAGCCUCCGCCUCACAGCAAGCCGUCCUCCCUACCCGUACGCUUUCCCGACUACAGCCCAGAGGGCGCAUACUGCAAGGCCUUCAGCUUGCAAGCCAGAUGCUGUGGACACAACCUCCCAAGUAGAUACAUGUCCUUUACCUCCUGUCUAGCUAACUGGCCUCUGAGUACUAAUCGACAUGGAUUUUUACGUGAACGAUCCCGCGAAAUUUGCCACUUGGCAUAUCAUUACUUAUUCACUUCUCUUCGUAACGAACAACAAUCACUGCUAAUUCUCAACCUUGAUCUUAACUAAGCCUUCGACAAAGUGCCCGAUAUACGUAUUUUGGUUAAAUCGGAAGCUCUCGGCAUCCGACUGCCUCUACUCGACUUCAUCGCGUCCUAUCUGCCCAACCAGUAUCAGAACGUCAUGGUCGAUAAUAGUUACUAAACGCCUCACUCAAUCACGAGUGGCGUACUUCUAAGCACGGUUUUGUGUCCGCUACUAUUCCUUCUUUACAUCAAUGAUAUUUCGACGUAACUCAGAAAUUUGCAAGCUUUUAUUUAUGUCGAUGACCUAGUGUGUCUGCUCAUAUUCUAAGGACACCGCAGAUAUCUCCGUUGAGAAAAUCAAUACCGAUUUGCUAUGCUUAAGCAGAUGGAAUUCAACAUGGCAGAUGAAGUUUUCAUCGUCCAAGUGUAGUUUCAUAACUUUUGGGCCUGCCAAUCUUCCAGGACCAUUAAUUUUUUGAUAUUACCCACUCUUAGAAUGUUUCCCCUAGGGGACCUAGGUUUAAGUUAUACAAAUAAGCUUGUUUUAUCACCUCGUGCAAAUAGAAUCUCUGCCGAAGCCGCACAUAUAUGUGGGCUCAUAUCGCAUAAUUUUUCCUUCCGGAAGUGAAGCUAAGACUUCACCAAAUGUUUGUUCUUCCUGUCUUCGAUGACUACUGUUCUUUCUUUGGUUUAAUGAGCGUCCGUGACCGUAAUAAAGUCUAAAAUCUCCAAAGGGUUUUGACCUGGAGACUGCUCUCCAGUCGCAUCCGGUACUUAUACUCAGAGAUGUCAGCUGUCAAACAUCAAGUUUUUGUGGGUUAGAAGACUCGAAACUGGCCUUUGCUUCCUUUUUCGCAUUAAUUCUGAAUCUAAUCUUCCGCUCAUUGACACUCUCACUCGGAGAGAUCGGUCGUAUGCCACGCGCAACUCCCCCAUGCUUAUUCCGCCGCCUCUUUGCGCCUUCCAUCAACCUCUCUUUUUGUUAGUUCCCAAGGUCAGGUCAUCAUUUAUUUACUGCUAACAUUUAUACGCGUUUAUGUAGUCUGUUAUAAUAAACUUCCCCAUCGGAAUCUGCCUGUGCUAUUCACACUUAACGUUCAAUUCUGAUGCGAUGGGGGCCGUAUGCGAAAGAUGUUGGAUGGUCCGAGUCCAGAACGUCAUAUGAAUCCUCCGAUUGUGAAGGAAAGUAAACUGUCCAUAACAGAUAACAAUGCUCUGUCCCCUACGGAUCCUUUCGAAACGGACAUUUCGCCAUUGCUGUUAGCCUGGAAUAAUCCAAGAACGCGCCCAAAAAAAACUAACUAAUCACCGGACAGACUCUGCUAUCCAAUAGUGAACAUAUUUGGGCCGGCGACCCUACAAGAUUUAUCCUGAGGUUAGGGGCAGGCUGCUUGGCCCUGUUUUUUUACGAUGGCGUCUAUCUCGAAAAAUUUGGCCGGAAUAUGGGCGCGAAUGGAAGCCGCUUACUCCAAGGUUUUAUUUUUUAUUUAAAUUCACUGUCAGAUUAAUAACCCAGAACAACGUUUUCCCACUCUAGUCGCCGUCUCGAAGACAAAACCUGCCGAAGCUGUUAUAGAGGCAUAUGAAUGUGGUCAGCGGAUAUUUGGGGAGAAUUAUGUAGCACUGGUUUUAUUAUGAUCUGCUGUUAGAUUCAGGAAUUGUACAAGAAGAGCACUGACGAGAGGGUUGGCAAAUGCUUAGUCUCAUGGUUGUAGUUACUUGCCGAAUGUCCUGACGUCCAGUGGCACUUCAUUGGUAGACUGCAAUCAAACAAAGUCAAACUUCUGUUGAGUAAAUCGUUAUACUUUUCUUGUUUCCACAGGCGUCCCGAACCUGUCUGUUGUGGAAACAAUAUCGAACUUGCACAUUGCCACCCUUAUAAAUAAAGAAUGCGCCAGGCGCUCGUCCAAGCUCCUUGAUAUUUUAAUUCAGGUCAAUACAAGUGGAGAGGAACGUAAGUAGACUUCUUAACAAAGUUUAUCUUCCAAAGAAAAGGGCGGUAUAUCGGCAUCUGGAGUUGUUGAGCUGUAUAAGUCGAUUUCAGAGUCCUGUGAUAGGCUACGAAUACGUGGCCUAAUGACGAUUGGGAAAUAUGGAUAUGACCCUUCUCUAGGCCCAAAUCCGGACUUCAUGGUUUGAAUCGAUCGCAUCAUUCAUUCGUAGUCACUUGUUAAUUGUCGCAACAGCCUUUGCCAUGCCUUAGGUCUACCAAAGAAUGAGGUCGAGUUAAGCAUGGGCAUGUCUACGGACUUCGAACAAGCGGUACCUUACCCCGAAUUUAUUGAUCUCCAUUCAUUCAGAUUGAGCUAGGGAGCCAGUUUGUUCGUGUGGGUUCCUCUAUUUUCGGAAGUCGUCAAUAAACGCUUUACUCACUACCUGUUCUUUCUUCUUUCCUAUUCCUAUUCAACUUCUGAUCUUGUUUUCCACCUCAGUGAUGCCCGACCAAGCCAGGCAGGUUAGGCGUACUGAGGAUGGUUUGCCAAUCGGCGAGGACGGAAAGCCAUUGAAACCUUGUUGCGCCUGUCCGGAGACUCGUUUAGCUCGUGAUAACUGUAUACUGCAACACGGGGAAGAGCACUGCAAAGACCUAAUUGAUGCACAUACAGCCUGUUUGCGUGCACUGGGUUUCAAUAUUUAG
Molecule: messenger RNA, 2911 nt
Organism: Spirometra erinaceieuropaei
Lineage: Eukaryota; Metazoa; Platyhelminthes; Cestoda; Diphyllobothriidea; Diphyllobothriidae
Source: the annotation of a GenBank genome assembly